Molecule: messenger RNA, 2529 nt
Organism: Engraulis encrasicolus (European anchovy)
Lineage: Eukaryota; Metazoa; Chordata; Actinopteri; Clupeiformes; Engraulidae
Gene: fam8a1b
Product: family with sequence similarity 8 member A1b
Exons: 5
Coding region: 7-1029 (340 amino acids)
Source: RefSeq, a predicted model, not a curated record
UCAGACAUGGCGGACUCAGGAAAUGAACCGACUGUCAAAGAAAAAAUAACUGUAAACAACAACGUUCGGACUAGAAAUGCUGGUAACAGCACAAAGGCCAACGAGGAUACCACUUUAAGCAACAACAAAGACAAUAACAAGAACAUGACCACUACGGAAUAUUGCGAAAAAUUGCAAGAAUGGAUGUGGCAAUACUACAGCGGAUACGUGAAUUGGCAUAGCUGGAUGUCAGUAUUUACUCUCUCUUAUCCCCCUUGUUUUCCUAUGCCCCCCACCACAAGUGGAACCCUAGGGUCCUCCUCAUCCAGAACCGAUACAUCUGCCUCAGACCCUCGCAACUGGUACAAUCCGCUGGCUUUUCCUGUGCCACCCAAUUUCUUCCCCGCUCCACCUGCAGCAGGUAAUCCCAGCCCAGCUGACAGUAACGUUACCCAGUCAACAGUUCCUGGAGCAGGGCAACAACAACAGCAGCAGCAGAAUGGCAACGCUCCGCAGCCUGGUCGAGAGUAUGUCAUACCCUCCCCCCUUCAGAGAUUCAUGGCAGAGAUGGUGGACUUCAUCAUCCUCUUCUUCAUAAAGGCGACCAUUAUCAUCAGCAUCAUGCAUUUGAGUGGGAUGAAGGACAUAUCCAAAUUUGCCAUGCAUUUCAUUGUGGAGGAGAUUGAUGAGGACACGUCAAUGGAGGAACUUCAGAAGAUGAUGCUGGUGGCGCUUGUGUAUCGCAUAUUAGUCUGCUUCUAUGAGAUUAUAUGCAUCUGGGGAGCAGGGGGAGCCACUCCGGGGAAGUUUUUGCUUGGCCUGCGGGUGGUCACCUGUGACAGUUCUGUCCUGGUGCAGCCAAACAGAGUCCGGGUUGUGCCGGCAUCUAAUGUCUCUCUCUCAGCGUCCACCAUACGGGCGCUGAGCAAAAACUUCUCCAUCGCGUUCCUCUUCCCCGCCUUCAUCACACUCCUCUUCUUCCAGCACAACAGGACUGUGUAUGACAUAGUGGCCGGUACCAUCGUGGUCAAGCGCCGCGGCGCCAGAUGACCUUCUAAAUCCAGAGGUGUGACGUCUGUCUGUUGUCGUGGAUGCAGCACAGUGCCACUGUGGCCCCUGGUCCCAAGCUCCCUCCCUCCCUCCCUGCCUAUCUCCCUCUUGCCUCUGGUGCACUGGGCUAUAUGGUGCCAGUCCUGUGUUCACGUCACAACAAGGAACCACAAGUUCAAAUCCUCAUUGACACCUGUCCACCACUACCACUACCAGAGAAUGGAUGUGUGGUGUGAUCAAGCUGGAUAAUGUGUGGCAAAUCUGAUGAUGAUGAUGAUGAUGAUGAUGAUGAUGAUGAUUAUGAUUAUGAUUAUGAGUACGCCACAGUUUCCGAUGAAGUGUUUGUCCUGCCCAAGCCCCACCUGUCCCCACUACACCACCCGUCACACUGUCAGCUUUACUCUAUGCCAAAUCUAUCUGUGAGUGUCAGAGGGUAAAACGAGAGAAGUGGUAUAUAUAUUUUUUCCCCCUGACGUCAUACAUUUCAGAAUGUCUUCUGUGCUUUUAUUUUCUUUUAGUUAAUGAAUGUAUGAGGUAAGAAUUAAUGACAUGCAGUCUAGAUCCAGUAAAUGUUGCACACCUACCCCCACCCCCAAGGUUAAUUUAACAAGUUAUUUGGCUUUUUUUGUUUUGUUAUUUCCGUAAUAAUCGUAAGAUUGCCCUUCUAGUUUUCUUAUGCUCUGUUGUGAAUGUGUUUCUCUUUUUUUAACCUUAAAGAGAAUUGCUAUGUUUAUCAGAGAAAAAUAACAAAUGCUGAUUUACAAGUUUUAGACAUUCCAUCAUUUAAUUGAGCCAUUGGCAAUAGAUUACCACAACGAAUCUCACACUUUCAAUGAACUUUUGAAAUGCUUGGAACCGUGGACACUGCUUCUGCAUUCUCUGUCUUUUCGACUGGAAUAUGCAUUCUGCAAAGACAUUACUGCAAGACACGCACCAGUGUCCAGUGACUGAUUUUCUGUGUUUUUGUGCAAACACUCAAGAAUUGGUUUAAUCAGUAAAAAAUCAAGGGAGGAAAAUUCUUUGCUUCUUCCUAUACAUUUUGUUUCUAAUUUUGAAGAACAGCAUGGCUUGUAUUAUUUAAACAGUUGACUAAGUGUUUAAUGUAUUUUACCCAUUUGAUUUCAUUAUUUUGAAAAUAUAAGCAAUGCAGAUGACAACCGAGGUAUUAGAAUGGGUGUUCAGCUUGCAAUAUGGCUACAGAAAGCAAGAGUAAAAACUUUCUUUUUCACCAAAAGUAUUAUUUUUUUUUGUUAUGCGGGUCAAAUCCACUCUCCUUAAUGGUAACUUUCUAAUAUAAAGAGUAAGAAGACCUUUUCAUGUGAGGUGUAUUCUUCAGGUCUUCCUCCUGUGGUUGCCGAUAAUAUUUAUAUGAUUUAGCCAUAACAUACGAAAGUCUUAAUUUUUCAUGAACACAAUAUGUUUUCAUUUGAUUUAGUGCCGUUUGAUAUCUCAUGGAGCUAUGUGUUUUUUUACACAGUAUUUAAUAAAGGAGAAAUUAGA